AUGGCCGCUCAUCAAGAAGACGUGACAGAUCCCACCACCGUUACGGUGAUCCGGGAAAAAGACGAGGAACACUAUGUCGUGGCCGAAGACAUUGUCAAGGGCGCGCAAAAGGCCACGGACAAUGAGCACGCAAUGAGCCUGAGGGAGGGUCUGCGCAAGUACCCCAAGGCGGUCUUCUGGUCCAUCUGGUUCUCGUCUGCGCUCAUCAUGGAAGGCUUCGACCAUUCCUUCAUCAGCGGGUUCAUGGCUUUCCCGGCCUUCCAGAGGAGAUACGGUGUUCUCACCAAAAACGGGUCCUACCAGAUUCCAGCUAACCUCCAAGCCGCCGUCAGCAAUGGAGUCAAUGCGGGAGAGAUUGUCGGUCUCCUGCUUAAUGGUCUUCUGUGCGAUUGGUUCGGCUACCGCUGGCUGAUGAUGGGCUCACUCUUCCUCAUGGGGUCCGAGGUAUGCCCCAACGUGCUGCGCCCCUACCUGACCAUGCUGGUCUCGCUGGCCUGGAGUAUCGGUUACCUCACGGGGACUUGUGUCCUACGUGGGUUCCUGAGCAUGUCGGGCGAAUGGGCCUACCGCAUCCCCUUUGCCCUGCAGUGGGCUCUACCCAUCCCCCUCGCCAUCGGCAUUUACUUCGCCCCAGAAUCGCCAUGGUGGCUGAUCCGCAAGGGUCGCACCGAGGACGCUACCAAGUCCCUCCGCCGGCUGCGUACCAAAGACGCAAGCGAGGAGGAGAUAGCCGACACGCUCGCCAUGAUGCUGCACACCGUCAAGAUCGAGGACGAGAUGAACGCGUCCAGCUCCUACUGGGAUCUGUUCAGGGGCGUCGACCGCCGCCGCACGGAAAUCACCGUCUUCACCUACCUCAUCCAGGAGCUCUGCGCCCCGCUGGUGGCGUACAUUGUCUAUUUCCUCGAGCAGUCCGGCCUCGAUCCGUCAUCGUCUUUCGACUUUGGUAUUGGCGAGUAUGCACUAGCCAUCGUGGGGGUCUGUGUCGCGUGGUGUCUGGUCCCACGCGUGGGUCGCCGCACCCUCCUUCUGUCUGGAACCUUCUUCAUGACCGUGACGACUAUCCUUAUCGGCUUUCUGGGGAUCGUUAGCCGCAAGGCCCAUCCCAAGAUCGGUUACGGAAUCGGUACCAUCUUGCUGAUCGAGUACUUUGUCUUUUUCAUCACCAUCGGUCCCAUCAUCUACACCAUCGUCACGGAAAUCCCGUCAAACGCUCUGCGGACAAAGAGCGUCGGUCUCGCGCGAGCGCUUUAUAACGUCGGUGUCUUGGUGUACGGGCAGCUGGCGCCACGUAUGAUGCAACAAGCGGCAUGGAACUGGGGAGCCAAGUGCGGGGUUUUCUUUGGGGGCAUCAUGGGCCUCAGUCUUGUCUGGGCGUACUUCCGGGUUCCGGAGACGAAGAACCGGACAUUUGCAGAGGUGGAUAUCUUGUUCAAGAACAGGGUUUCCGCGAGGAAGUUUCCGGAGACGAGGGUUGAUCUUGCGAGUGAGGAGGUCAGA
Messenger RNA from Aspergillus novofumigatus IBT 16806, 1500 nucleotides. RefSeq names its product putative MFS alpha-glucoside transporter. The annotation marks the transcript as partial. Gene Ontology annotation, biological process: carbohydrate transport; transmembrane transport. Gene Ontology annotation, cellular component: membrane. The record is from RefSeq and is a predicted model, not a curated record. The transcript is spliced from 2 exons. Lineage: Eukaryota; Fungi; Ascomycota; Eurotiomycetes; Eurotiales; Aspergillaceae. Gene Ontology annotation, molecular function: carbohydrate:proton symporter activity.